AUGAACAGCAACGAUAUAUCAAAUUUAUCGUACAAAGAAUUACAAGCCUUAGCUCUUCGAUACCGAGUACCAGGUAACAUAAAGAAGAAAUUACUAAUUAAAGUGUUACAAGCCGCGAAAGGCGGAAAUGAAAAUGAAGUUGGCAGACUACUCCAAGAUCUUAAGCAGAAUCGUAAGAGGAAAGUGAGAAAAGUUAAAGUUGGAAAAAUCGGGUUAACCUCCACACCAUUGCAUAGUCCUGAUUACGGUAUGGCCGAUGAUUAUUACUGCCCACAACAGCAACCACCUUAUCAAUGGGUGGGUGCAGAAGAAGAAAUUGCAAGUAGAGAUGAUGACAAUAGAAUUCCUCAUUAUGAAGAAUUUAAACAAUUCUUAUUAAAAAGGAUACAAAGAGAAUUUCACACAUAUGAUGCAAAUAAUAAUCAAAUACAGGAUUCAGCUAUAGUGGAUUUAAGAACAGCAACAGUUUCAUGUGACAUACAAAAGGAUCCUUUAGAUGUUAAUAACUAUGCUAAGACUAAUAUAGUUGCUGUUAAUAAUUUAGAGUCAUCUGUAUAUCAACCAAAUGAUAAUGUAGAAUAUCAGACAUUAGAAGACACGAAUAGCAAUGUUCAGGGAUCUAUACUUCUAAAAAAAAUGUUACAAGCACCGGUUGGUGCAAAUCUGGGAGAAAUAGCUAGUCCUGCACUUGGGAGUUACAGAUUUUGGGCAAUGGAACAAUAUCAAUCCAAUAACUUAUUAGAUAAUUCUGAUACUUUAACUGCUGAGUCAGAUAAACAAGAUAAUGAGGAAAAUUUGGAAAGCAAUACAGAAUGUUAUGGACUUUUAAGUGGCAUAAAGGGAGAGUAUUUUUUAAAUGAACCAACUUUUGUGAAAAAUGUUGAAGAAAUUGGUCAACAAAUUUCAAAUGUCUUAACAAAUGAAAAUGUUAAUCAAUAUAGAUACCCUACCACAAAUAUUGAUAUACAGCAUGAUUAUGAAAAUUGGAGUAUUACUAAUGUUAUGGAUGCAACAGAUAACUGUACAACAUCAGAUGUCCAACCAUCCAAGAUAUUUCAGACAAUGUAUUGUGAUAAUAUAGGAUCUGAUACCUUGAAUAAACCAACAAAUGAUGAAAGUUUAACAUGUCAAUAUCAAAUGAUAGAAACUGCACAUCCUUAUCAUUCUAAUCAGAAUUUAUUAAAUUUAAAUCCACCAGAAGAAAAUCAAUAUUGUGAAACAAACAUCAUGCCUCAUGGGCAAUCUGAUUGUACUAACACAUAUUAUUUACAAAAUUUAAUUAAGUAUAGUACAGGCACUACAGGAGAAUAUUUGCAGUAUACGCAUUCUUUUUCAAAUGCAAACACUGAUCAAGAAACAUAUACAUCCACUAUAUCUCAAACAUUUUCUAACAAUAAUCACUAUAACUCUAAUCUACCAUAUGAAUACUCUUGCUCGCACAAUAACCAAGGAACAAUACCAUUAUCUGAAAAUUUAGAACACUCUGAACAAAAUUGUAAUCCUAUGCUACAAGUAGAAUCCAAUAUUCAUAGAGAUAUAUCUGCAACAAGUAUGACAGAAAAGGUACAAACAAACGAAACACUAGAUCCAUUUUGGCCAAAAAGAAUCCCUAAAACGCCUUCAGAUACUAUUUUAGAAAAUAUUUUGAAUUUCAUUAGUGCCAAACGCAUAGAUCUAUUUAAAUUAGAUCAAACAUCUUGUGUAUAUUGUUACAUAGCUCCUAUUGUAACUCAUACACCAGUUUCAUCAAGUAUAACUUGUUCCCAAAAAGAAAGAUUUGUUGCAGAAUAUAGGCAACAUUCUUUUUCUUCAUAUUGGUUACUCUACAAUGAUACUUCGUGCGGGAUGCGGAUGGCUAAUUUACAAACGAAAGUCAGAGAAGCUAUGAUAGAGGAAUCACGGGCAAUACACACAGCGAUAUCAAAUAGCAAUUCUAAUUUAAGAGAAUCAAUUGUAGAAAGUGAAGAUUCAAUUUCUGAAGUUUGGACCAACAAUUAUACGAAUUACGAAACAACAGUCGAAAAAGAUGUAAAUAUAUGCGAAGAUUUAAAUGUCGAAGUUACAGAUUGUUUAUUCUCGGUGAUAAAUACUGAACCAUUGGUUAGUCAAGUAGAUGACUUCCCUAAAAGUCAAACUCAAUAA
This is a messenger RNA of Eufriesea mexicana, 2142 nucleotides long. RefSeq lists its product as uncharacterized. The transcript has 4 exons. The record is from RefSeq and is a predicted model, not a curated record. The coding region runs from base 1 to 2142 and encodes 713 amino acids. NCBI's taxonomy places the organism in Eukaryota, Metazoa, Arthropoda, Insecta, Hymenoptera, Apidae.